AUGUCGUUUACGCUCAGCAUACGGCAGGGGCCCGCGCGCGUCGCGCAGCGGCUGCCCGAGCUGACCAAGAGCGCGUUCCGGGCGGCGGCGCCGGUGCGCAGCUUCCACCAGCCGGCCAAGCCGAGCGCCGCCGUCGGCUUCUUCACCUCGCGCAUCACCACGUCGGCGGCCGCGCGCAACGCCUUUUCCCGCGGCGCCUCGAGAGCAUACCACCAGGAGGUCGCGAGCCGGCCGCAGUCGGUGACGAGCGGCGCGGGGCUGCGCAAGCUCCUCGUGGGCGGUGCCAUCUUCGGCGGCACGCUCAUCGCCAUCAAUGCAGUCUUUAACCGCGAGACGAGGGAGGAUGGCGGCAUGCCCGUGUACGAGCGGGAGUACCUCAACAACACGUUCCUGCACACGGGUCUGGGCGUCGGAAUCAUUGGCCUGACGGCCAGGCAGAUGGUGCAGACGGGCUUCGUCUAUCGGCUGAUGGUGACGAACCCGUGGGUCGUCGGUCUCGGUGGCCUGGCCCUUAGCUUUGCCACCAUGAUUGGCACGCGCUCCAUCGCACCGGAUAACUACAUUCCCAAGUACGCUCUCUGGACGGCCUUCAACGCCACGCAGGCCGCCUUCAUCGCUCCUCUCCUCGCAUUCGUUCCCGGUCCUCUCCUCGCCCGCGCCGGUCUCUACACCGUCGCCAUGAUGGGCGCGCUGUCGGUCGUCGGCGCGACGGCCAAGCAGGAGAAGUACCUCUACAUCGGCGGCCCGCUCCUGGCUGGCGCCGCCAUCGUCGCCAUGUCCGGCCUCGCGCCGCUUGUGGUCCCUGCGACGGCGGUGCGCACGCUGGCGUUCACCGAGAACAUCUGGCUGUACGGUGGUCUUGCCGUCUUUGGCGGCUUCACACUCUACGACGUGCAAAAGGUGCUGCACCACGCGCGGCUGGCGCAGGCUGGCAUCGUGCGGCGGGACCCGGUCAACGAGAGCAUCUCGCUGGAGCUUGACUUUUUGAACAUUUUUGUUCGCAUGGUGCAGAUCCUGAUGAUGAACCAGAACCGGCGGAAGUAG
Molecule: messenger RNA, 1044 nt
Organism: Purpureocillium lilacinum
Lineage: Eukaryota; Fungi; Ascomycota; Sordariomycetes; Hypocreales; Ophiocordycipitaceae
Cellular component (GO): mitochondrial inner membrane
Source: RefSeq, a predicted model, not a curated record